AUGGAGACUGCUGAUUUACUUCUACUUCUCGAUCAGCUGGAUGACAGUGUCGAUGAUUUGGAAGAGGCUCUUGGGCCUCUUCUGAACACGGCUAUCACCGAGACGUCGAAAAAACUUCCUGUUUUGGACAAGGCAAAAUAUCAUGUCUUGGUUACAUAUGCUCUGGAGUCGCUUAUCUUUUCUUAUUUGCGUCUCAAUGGCGUGAAAGCCAAAGACCACCCAGUUUUUCGGGAACUGACGCGAGUCAAGCAAUACUUCGAAAAGAUUAAGGCUCUAGAAACAGAACCAGAGCAGAGAACCAUGACGCUUGACAAACAAGCCGCAGCACGUUUCAUUAAACAUAGUCUGGCUGGGAACGACAAAUUAGACAUGCAACGCAAAGAACAGGAAGCGAAAGAAAAGGCGCGGGCUCAGUUGAAAGCAUCGCUUCUCGCUAAGAAGGAAGGCACCGCGUCUGGGCGAUCAUCUAAGAAUCCUACAAGCGACUCGGGCUCUCAAUCAAACUCCUGUUCAGACGAUGAAGCUGAGGGCGAAGCCUCAACCGAACGACCGAAGAUUACCGCACAGCCCACCGGUCUCGAGAAGCAAAAGAAGAUGAAGAACAGUAGUGAAAAUGUAAAGUCUAAACAGAAGAAAAAGCGCAGUAAAGAAGGCCGAAGCGAAGUGAAAAGGGAAAGACGAAAAAAGAAGAGAGAAGCCCGGAAGGCAAAGAAGACAUCGCAAUGA
Molecule: messenger RNA, 726 nt
Organism: Aspergillus tanneri
Lineage: Eukaryota; Fungi; Ascomycota; Eurotiomycetes; Eurotiales; Aspergillaceae
Product: Sas10/Utp3/C1D family protein
Exons: 3
Coding region: 1-726 (241 amino acids)
Biological process (GO): maturation of 5.8S rRNA; regulation of gene expression
Cellular component (GO): exosome (RNase complex); nucleolus
Molecular function (GO): DNA binding; RNA binding
Source: RefSeq, a predicted model, not a curated record